Messenger RNA from Trichomycterus rosablanca, 1656 nucleotides. RefSeq names its product potassium voltage-gated channel subfamily A regulatory beta subunit 2b (gene kcnab2b). NCBI's taxonomy places the organism in Eukaryota, Metazoa, Chordata, Actinopteri, Siluriformes, Trichomycteridae. Gene Ontology annotation, cellular component: cytoplasm; extrinsic component of cytoplasmic side of plasma membrane; voltage-gated potassium channel complex. Gene Ontology annotation, biological process: transmembrane transport; potassium ion transport; regulation of action potential. The coding region runs from base 1 to 1401 and encodes 466 amino acids. Gene Ontology annotation, molecular function: potassium channel regulator activity; transmembrane transporter binding; voltage-gated potassium channel activity. The record is from RefSeq and is a predicted model, not a curated record. The transcript is spliced from 15 exons.
AUGUUUGCCACUCACAGAAGCAGCCUGACUGAGCUGCAUGUGGGCCAUGGUGGCUGCCGCCUCAGUCGACAACAAAGUUUCCCGUUGGAACACCCGCAGGUGCCCAAGGGGGGAGGCGGCGGGCGCAGGAGCAGCAGCAGUGGCCGGCUUCUCUCGCUUUCCUUCAGUGAGAGCAUGCACAGCGAAAUCAGUCGGUACCUGUCUGAGCAGAGUCUGUGCCCACUUCGCCAGGACAGUAGUGAGCGGGCUGACUUGAAGGGGCUCAGAGAAGUGCGGGCAGCUGCCCAGCUAAAGAACCUGGAGGACUUUCUAAAGAGCAAUGGUGUGUCUCUACAGGAUUGUGUGGCCUAUAAUACAGGCAUGAGGUACAGAAAUCUUGGGAAGUCUGGAUUACGAGUGUCGUGUUUAGGAUUGGGCACCUGGGUGACAUUCGGAGGUCAAAUCACAGAUGAGAUAGCAGAGCAGCUGAUGACGCUUGCGUACGAGAACGGCAUCAACUUAUUUGAUACAGCUGAGGUGUAUGCUGUGGGCAAAGCAGAAGUGCUUCUUGGAAGUAUUUUGAAGAAAAAAGGUUGGAGACGUUCCAGUUUUGUUAUUACCACCAAAAUCUACUGGGGUGGAAAAGCAGAAACAGAAAGAGGAUUGUCCAGAAAACAUAUAAUCGAAGGUCUAAAAGCAUCUCUGGAGAGACUGCAGUUAGAGUACGUUGACGUUGUGUUUGCUAACAGACCGGACCCUAACACACCGAUGGAAGGAAAUCCAUUUAACACCUCAAAAUCAAGAACAUUCAUCAUAGAAGAGACAGUGCGAGCUAUGACCCAUGUGAUAAACCAAGGCAUGGCCAUGUACUGGGGAACAUCUCGCUGGAGCUCAAUGGAGAUCAUGGAGGCAUACUCAGUGGCCCGGCAGUUCAACCUGAUCCCUCCAAUCUGUGAGCAGGCCGAGUACCACAUGUUCCAGAGAGAGAAAGUAGAGGUGCAGCUGCCUGAGCUCUUUCACAAGAUAGGUGUGGGUGCUAUGACAUGGUCCCCUUUGGCUUGUGGGAUAAUUUCAGGAAAGUAUGAUGGUGGUGUACCCCCUUGCUCACGUGCCUCUUUGAAGGGUUACCAGUGGUUAAAGGACAAGAUCCUGAGUGAGGAAGGCCGCCGUCAGCAGGCGAAGCUGAAAGAGCUGCAGGCCCUUGCAGAGCGGCUCGGCUGCACGCUGCCCCAACUGGCUAUUGCGUGGUGUUUAAGGAAUGAAGGAGUGAGCUCUGUGCUGCUAGGUGCUUCCACCACCGACCAACUGAUGGAAAACAUAGGAGCUAUCCAGGUUCUUCCAAAACUGUCAUCCUCCAUCAUUCAUGAAGUGGACAGUAUUCUAGGGAACAAGCCAUACAGUAAAAAGGACUACAGGUCCUAGACGGAGAAUUCCUGCUCGUGCUGCUUCCUUGCUUCUCUGUCUGCUUGAGCUUUGACUGAACAAGAGUUACCAUGAAUGAUGGCACGGUGGCAGCUGGGUACUGGGGACCCCCGCCAGCUCGCACUUAAAAUAGUGCUCUGAUUUUAGCUGGGAAGAGCAAAACAUCCUAAUAUGACAGGAAGGAUGAUUGUGAUAAUGAUGAUGAUCAACUAGAUUUGUUUAAGAAAGUAGAAUUCUUUAUAAAGGAAGCACAGA